Molecule: messenger RNA, 1103 nt
Organism: Bipolaris sorokiniana ND90Pr
Lineage: Eukaryota; Fungi; Ascomycota; Dothideomycetes; Pleosporales; Pleosporaceae
Exons: 4
Coding region: 232-729 (165 amino acids)
Source: RefSeq, a predicted model, not a curated record
CAGUUGUUGCAAGGAGAUUUCUCACGCAUUGUUCUCCAACCCCGUGCAGGAACUUUACAAGAGCGGAACGAAGCUGGCACUUGGACAGCCACACGCUGCGCCAAGGUCUCCAAAUUUGCACAGCCUCAACAUAGCCCCGUUUGCGUUUGGUGAUAAUUUACUUAAAGGCAACGCAUAUCUGAUAUUCGGAAUGCUUUUGCAAUAUACGCUCCUUAGCUCGACUUCGGCGUCAUGGGGAAGCGUGUUUUAAACAACGAUACCAAUCGGCGAUACUCUUCCCACAGGCGGCCCCGGCUGCUGGGAUUCGCUAUGGGGACGGCAAUGUGGGUAUCGAGCGCUGCAACAAGCACUUCGAUUCUUGCAUUGCAACCCCACCCAACCGGGAACGAUGUUCUCAGGAGAUGGCAAAGCCGGAAGUUUAUUAGUCAACAAGUGAAAAACAUACCAGACUCGGUACUCUUCACUGGCAUCGCACUCUGCUCGGCACUCUAUGCUGCUUCUUGCAUGCACGUUUACCACACAGCCCCAAGGUCCGUGUCGAUUACGUUGACAGCGUGUAUUCUCUUAGUCUUUUUGGAAACAGUUUGGAAUGGCCUUAAUGUGACACCUGUAGAAAGGCUAGCUGUUGUUUUGCCGAGCCUGGUCAACAUUGGACUUAGUUGGAUACUUGUUCAUCAAUCGAGAGAACUACCCAAAAUUGUUCUGGAAGGGCUCGAACCAGAGGUGUGACAGAAAUAGCUACAGCGCACCUUGCUCUCCCCAGUCUUCUCCACUCUUAGUCCAUGCGGGCAUACUAGUGGAGACAGAGCUGAGAAGAACCCAAACUCCCUGCACCAUAUACGUUAUCAAUAGAUAUAUAACCCAGUUGUUUUAAACCUCUUUUCUCGGCGUGAAGCAAGCAACAAGCAUGGUCGAGUUUUGAAUGACAUUGGCUGCAUGCGCGAGUUGCCUGAUGAGCUUCAUAGUCUGUGGCGCUGAUCGCGGGGUCGGAGCUAGCUGAAUUGCAAGAAGCCUGGGCGGGCUGUUACUUGUUCUCCCUCAGUCCAUUUCGCCAACUGUAUUGUGCUUGGGUCUUCGAUACGCGAACUUUGGUGACAGGAUGU